UUCUUUCUGCACUGAUGGUAAAAAUCAAGUAGCUGUGUGCUGUCAUUUUUAAAACAUUAGAGCUUGACAAUCAUUGUUAAUUACCAGAAGAUUUAUUGUUACGUUUUUCGCUAAUUACUCCUCAAAAUGAGUGAUUGGGUGCACUGUAAUAGAUGUUCCGAGAAAUUUAACGCCCAGACGACGUUUUUCCUGGCUGAGUGUGGCCACAUAUUUUGCCAAAAAUGCGUGGAGAAGAUAAAAUUAUCGAAAAAAUGCUCGCUUUGUGAUAAAAGUGGUAAGGUGUUGCCCUUGAACAAGGACGUGGACCAACAUAUCUUGGAUUUUUUUCUCCCCUUGGACGCUAUGUUGAAAAAGUGUCACGAAGUUUAUAAAUUCCAACUCCAACACCGCAACACCCUGUACCAAAAUCUUCUGGGUAAAUAUAAUUACACCAAGAAAGAGUACAUUACUUGUUACAAUGCUAGCAAGCAGCUGAUUAAGGAAAAUCAAACGCUGCGAUCAAUGCUUCGUUCCGCGGGUAAAAGUCCUCAAGGCUUUUCGACAAGUACCCCAGUUUCGCUGAAUUCCGAUAAUGUGACUUUUCAAAACACUUCGAUGAUGUCCUCUAUUGCUACUAAGACCCCAAACAUGUUUAAGGAUUAUUCAAUGAAGAUGUUUCCUGGGUACCCCAAAAUGCAACCCUUCAGUUCACGGUCUUCCCAGAGCCCAUCUCCAGCUCAGCGAGUGCCCAUGGGGUACUCCGGACUGCAGGAGCGGGCCAUGAUACACCGAGGUUCGCUUGAUACCAUGCGUUCGCUCGAGGAACUGCGGCGCAAAUCUCAGCUCGCACCUAACAACAGAAACUGAACUUAAUAAUUUGAUUUAAAUAUUGCAAAAAUGCAUACGUUUCAAGGUGAAGGGUGUUUUGCGUUAAUCAUUUAAUUUUAUACUGACGUUGCAAAGUAAUAAACUGUAUGUUCAUUGAAUUGGAAAUGCGUGUUUAUUGUGCUGAUGCAUUUCCGAUGUUUGGACGUUCAAAAAAUAGAAAAAUGUGUUCGUUUCAGGGACGUAUGCAUUUUUGUUUUGUUUGCUUACAACUAUCAAUAAUUAUGUAUAGGAAAUCAUAUGUUUCGUAAAUAAACUUUUUGGUAUA
Molecule: messenger RNA, 1132 nt
Organism: Tribolium castaneum (red flour beetle)
Lineage: Eukaryota; Metazoa; Arthropoda; Insecta; Coleoptera; Tenebrionidae
Gene: nenya
Product: nenya
Exons: 5
Coding region: 127-846 (239 amino acids)
Biological process (GO): reciprocal meiotic recombination; protein sumoylation; homologous chromosome pairing at meiosis
Cellular component (GO): synaptonemal complex
Molecular function (GO): SUMO transferase activity
Source: RefSeq, a predicted model, not a curated record